This is a messenger RNA of Euleptes europaea (tarantolino), 1944 nucleotides long. RefSeq names its product acyloxyacyl hydrolase (gene AOAH). Gene Ontology annotation, biological process: negative regulation of inflammatory response; lipopolysaccharide catabolic process. NCBI's taxonomy places the organism in Eukaryota, Metazoa, Chordata, Lepidosauria, Squamata, Sphaerodactylidae. Gene Ontology annotation, molecular function: calcium ion binding; acyloxyacyl hydrolase activity. The record is from RefSeq and is a predicted model, not a curated record. The transcript has 22 exons. The coding region runs from base 1 to 1944 and encodes 647 amino acids.
AUGGUCAAAAGGUUCUCCAAUGAUAGAAAACCUGAAAGCCACUGCCCAGAAAGUUCACGUUUCACAAAUGAGAAUCACAUAACCAAGACAUUUGUUGCAAUCCAGAAAUUGACCAAUGUUGUAGUAACAGCACUGAAAGGGUUGCCAUUUGCCAGGCGAGGGCAGAGGAACUCCUGUCCUUACCCGCAGUUGUCCGCCCUCGCUCCGGCAAGCGGUAGGGGGAAAUGCAGGGUCGAAAAUGGUGUCCCAUGGAUUCAUGAUGUCGUUUCCAGCCCUGGAACCAAAAGGGGUCAUGGCAUCACAGGUUGCUGUUAUGGUGGAACAAACUAUCUCCGAAAAGAGACAGGGUGUGUGAUUAUGGUGUCUGUAAUAGAACAGCUGUCUCAGAUCCACAACUCUACAGUCACAGAAGCUCUGGAGAUGCUCUGUAGCUACUUACCUGAACAAUUGAAGUUGCAAAAAAUUUGCUUUUUCGUUGCUCGCAUUUUUGGUCCAGAUAUAAUUAAACUAUUGGAAAAUAAAAUUAAAGCUGAUGUGGCGUGCUAUUCCAUUAAGCUAUGUAAACGGGAGGCAGGUCAACCAGUUUGUCAUGUAUACCAUCCUUCUAAGGUUGGAUUGGAGGUGGCUAUAAAGGAAGCAGAGGAAAUGGCUACAACUAGGAUCUUGGAAAAAGUUGGUGGGUUGUCAGGCAUAUGUUCGCUUCCUCUUCUGCAGGAGCUGUGUAGGACAAUGGAACGUGUUAUAAAAAAUAAGUUACCUUUUGAAGAUUUUGAUGGAGAUAAAUUUAGUACCUUCCCGACCUUGAGAGGAUAUCAUUGGCGUGGCAGGGACUGCAACGACGAAACGGCCUCUGUGUAUCCGGGGAGACGCCCUGAUGAUUGGGAUGCUCAGCAGGAUUCUAAUUGUAAUGGCAUAUGGGGUAUUGAUGGAAAAGAUGGCAUUCCAUAUGAGCAAAAAUUCUGUAAUGGUACAGAGUCCAAAGGAGUUGUCCUGUUGGGAGAUUCGGCUGGGGCUCACUUUCACAUCCCUCCUAAAUGGUUAACAACAUCACAGAUUUCAUGGAAAGCGUUUUUUGCCCUUCCCAAAACCUUGGCCAAUGAGUUUGAUUGGCCCCAAUUUUCAGAAGCCACCGGAUUUCUGAACUCCACAAUUGGUGGAUGGACAGACUCAAUCUACGUGCGAUUACGCCAAAGAAACCGCUGCAACCAUAGAGAUUACCAGAAUAUUUCUAAAAAUGGUGCCUCUUCAAAAAAUCUUUGGGAUUUGGUUGAAAGCCUGGCUCGAAGUCAGCAGUUCGACAAGCCUGCAAUAGUUACCUAUGCAUUGAUUGGGAACGAUGUCUGCAACGGAAAGGCUGACACAGUGUCAGGGAUGACAACGCCUGAGCAAAUGUACUUCAACAUUAUGAAGAGUCUACGUUAUCUAAACAGUCUUCUUCCCAAAGGGAGCCAUGUGAUUUUAGUCGGCUUGGUCGAUGGUACCUUCUUAUGGGAUACCGUGCAUGACAGAUACCAUCCUCUUGGCCAGUUAAACAAAGACAUCACAUACAAACAAAUUUAUUCGUUUCUCAGCUGUCUUAAGGUCAAUCCUUGCAAUGGCUGGUUAUCUUCAAAUGCCACACUUAGGAACGUCAGCACAGAGAGGGCAAUGCAACUUUCCAGCAUCCUGAGAGGAAUAGCAGAAUCUGAGAAAUAUGCCAAUUUUGAUCUUUUCUACAUGGAUUACCCACUGAAAGAAAUUGUGGAGAAAUGGCGCAAGAUGGGAGGUGAAAACUGGCAGCUCAUAGAACCUGUUGAUGGAUUUCAUCCUAGUCAGUUUGCUUCUGCACUUCUGGCAAGAAUCUUCUGGGAGAAGAUACUCCGCGAACGGCCUCACAUCCUUGGAAAAGCGAAUCCACUCAACGACCAGAUUGCAGCAAUAUUCAAAGAUCAAGGAGGAUACUGA